This is a messenger RNA of Suncus etruscus (white-toothed pygmy shrew), 1764 nucleotides long. RefSeq names its product desmin (gene DES). The record is from RefSeq and is a predicted model, not a curated record. Gene Ontology annotation, biological process: skeletal muscle organ development. The coding region runs from base 27 to 1439 and encodes 470 amino acids. NCBI's taxonomy places the organism in Eukaryota, Metazoa, Chordata, Mammalia, Eulipotyphla, Soricidae. Gene Ontology annotation, cellular component: intermediate filament; Z disc; cell-cell junction. The transcript is spliced from 9 exons.
GCCAGCCAGCCAGCCAGCCCGCCGCUAUGAGCCAGGCCUAUUCGUCCAGCCAGCGCGUGUCCUCCUACCGCCGCACGUUCGGCGGGGCCCCGAGCUUCUCGCUGGGCUCCCCCCUCGGCUCGCCCGUGUUCCCGCGCGCCGGCUUCGGCUCCAAGGGCUCCUCCAGCUCCAUGACGUCUCGUGUGUACCAGGUGUCACGCACGUCGGGUGGCGCGGGCGGGCUGGGCUCGCUGCGCUCCGGCCGGCUUGGGGCGAGCCGGCCGUCUGCGGGCUACGGCGCGGGCGAGCUGCUGGACUUCUCGCUGGCCGACGCGGUCAACCAGGAGUUCCUGACCACGCGCACGAACGAGAAGGUGGAGCUGCAGGAGCUCAACGACCGCUUCGCCAACUACAUCGAGAAGGUGCGCUACUUGGAGCAGCAGAACGCCGUGCUCAACGCCGAGGUCAACCGGCUCAAGGGCCGCGAACCCACGCGCGUGGCCGAGAUCUACGAGGAGGAGCUGCGGGAGCUGCGGCGCCAGGUGGAUGUGCUCACCAACCAGCGCGCCCGCGUCGACCUCGAGCGGGACAAUCUCAUCGAUGACCUGCAGCGACUCAAGGCCAAGCUGCAAGAGGAAAUUCAACUGAAAGAAGAAGCUGAAAACAAUUUGGCAGCCUUUCGGGCGGAUGUGGAUGCAGCCACACUGGCUCGAAUUGACCUGGAGCGCAGAAUUGAAUCUCUCAACGAGGAAAUCGCGUUCCUUAAGAAAGUACACGAGGAGGAGAUCCGAGAGCUGCAGGCCCAGCUUCAGGAACAACAAGUACAAGUAGAGAUGGACAUGUCCAAGCCAGAUCUCACUGCUGCCCUGAGAGACAUCCGGGCUCAGUAUGAGACCAUAGCAGCUAAGAACAUUUCGGAAGCCGAGGAGUGGUACAAGUCCAAGGUGUCCGACCUGACCCAGGCAGCCAAUAAGAACAACGAUGCCCUGCGUCAAGCCAAGCAAGAAAUGAUGGAGUACCGGCACCAGAUCCAGUCCUAUACCUGUGAGAUUGACGCCCUCAAGGGAACUAAUGACUCCCUAAUGAGACAGAUGCGGGAGAUGGAGGACCGUUUUGCCAAUGAGGCUAGUGGCUAUCAGGAUAGCAUCAUGCGCCUGGAGGAGGAGAUCCGGCACCUCAAGGAUGAGAUGGCCCGUCACCUGCGCGAGUACCAAGACUUGCUCAAUGUCAAGAUGGCACUGGAUGUGGAGAUCGCCACCUACCGAAAGCUACUAGAGGGCGAGGAGAGCCGGAUCAGCAUGCCAAUUCAGACCUACUCUUCUCUCAACUUCCGAGAAACAAGCCCCGAGCAAAGGAGUUCUGAGGUCCAUACCAAGAAGACGGUGAUGAUCAAGACCAUCGAAACACGGGAUGGAGAGGUUGUCAGCGAAGCCACACAGCAGCAACACGAGGUGCUGUAAAACCAGGGACGCGCCCUGCUGCCAGAGACCAUCCACACCACUGUCCUCACUGUUCCCUUCCAUCCCAGGGCACUGCACUCAGACACAGGUCCUUGCACAACCCCUGACUCCUGUUCACACUCCCUUAUGGUCCCCAGAAGCUAGCUAAAGUGUGCCCUGCUGCCUGCUGGAGCCCUCCAAGUCGGGAAUGUGGGAGCCUGACCUGGCCCUCCCGCCUCUGUGGACUGUUUCUGGUUUAAGGACCCCAGAAGAGGGUUUAGGGCCACUCAGGGUCAGAAGGGAGCCCUGGGGACCUUCCUACUAUCCCCCCAUCCCUCACCCCACC